AUGAGUGAUGCCUAUGAGCGUGAGCAGCAGAACAAUGCUCUCCUGAACUCUCUCUCAUCCAAGGUCUCGGCCCUCCGCUCUGUGACUAUCGACAUCCACGACAAUGCGCGCGAUCAGGACACUCUUGACCGUACGAGUGACGUAUUCUCCUCGUUCUCAACGAAUCUGAAGGGCAGCGCAUCUCGACUUACGCGAAUGGCGAAGCAAGGCGAUACUGUGGCAGUGCUGAAGAUCGCAGGCAUCUGUAUUGCUGCAGGAUUCCUGCUCUACAUCGUUCUUGGGUGGAUCUUUUGA
Messenger RNA from Penicillium salamii, 294 nucleotides. The record is from the annotation of a GenBank genome assembly. NCBI's taxonomy places the organism in Eukaryota, Fungi, Ascomycota, Eurotiomycetes, Eurotiales, Aspergillaceae.